AUGGCGCGCUUCCUCUAUCUGACAGCCCUUGCCGUUGGCUCACUAGCCCUCAACCGCCCUUGCGUACUGCCCCGCCCCUCCAUCAACGAUACUCUUCCUGGAGUCAAGGCCUCGAACGACAUGUUCGCGCCCGGCGCUGGCGGGCCCGUGCCAUGGCCGCGCGAUCGCGACAGCAAAAUGGUAGUGAUUUCAUACUGCUAUGAGACCGAGCAGGCGCGUAACAAGAUCCACGAGCGGUUCGAACAGGUUGCUAUCAAAGACUGGGCAGAUGCCCUUGGUGGCGAACCGUCCAAGACCACGGGAUAUGCGCUCAAGUACAAGGAGCGGACAAAUGCGGACGGGAAACCUGCGUAUUGCUAUCAGCACGGCGGGUCAAACGGGCAGGACUGGAAUGAGCAUCUCGAAUUAGACACCCUAGCCAUCGACUACCAGGACGAACCAUUUGCAGCUUCUGCCUCUGUCGGCUUUCUCUCAGACAAGAAGACUGCGCGCCUGAACCGGUUCGUCAUAGGCCGCAAUGCCAUUGAUCCGAACUACGUCCACGAGCUUGGACACGUGCUGGGGCAAUCUCACGAGCAUCAGCGACCGGAUCGCGACGACUACGUCAAAUUCGAGUGCGAGAAUCUCGCCGACUUCGAGGAGACCUGGGACCGGGUCAAAAACGAGCCGGACAUGACCAAGAAGCGGCUCUGCGAGGACAUGGGCACGGCAUGGGAAUACGGCUUCUCGAGCACGGCUUUCAUCAAGGGCGAGGGCAUCCGACACAUGCCCGACGGCAUCGAUUUGUCUUGGCCCAUCUACGGGGGCUCCGACUAUGAUCUCAAGUCGGUCAUGCACUUCGGUUCCACGACGGGUUCGAAGAGCGGGUGCACGGUGGAUAAGAUCGACAACUGUGCUUUGCGGAAGCUGAAGACGAAUGGGGACCCGAAUGGUGGGUAUGAGGUUAUACACGAUAAUAAUAGGCCGUCGCAGGGGGAUGUUGAGUGGGUCAAGAGUGUGUAUCCGUGGACGAAAGACUGA
Molecule: messenger RNA, 1020 nt
Organism: Trematosphaeria pertusa
Lineage: Eukaryota; Fungi; Ascomycota; Dothideomycetes; Pleosporales; Trematosphaeriaceae
Exons: 3
Coding region: 1-1020 (339 amino acids)
Biological process (GO): proteolysis
Molecular function (GO): metalloendopeptidase activity; zinc ion binding
Source: RefSeq, a predicted model, not a curated record